CCGAGGGCGGUGCCACCGGAAGCGCGGCGCGGACCUACUUCCGGCAGUGCGCGAGCCCCGAGCAGAGGCGAGCCUGCACCCCGACGAGACAAGAUGGCCGGGCUGCCCCGCAGGAUCAUCAAGGAAACCCAGCGCUUGCUGGCAGAGCCAGUCCCUGGGAUAAAAGCAGAGCCAGAUGAAAGCAACGCACGUUAUUUCCAUGUGGUCAUUGCAGGUCCACAGGAUUCCCCCUUUGAGGGUGGGACAUUUAAACUUGAACUAUUCCUUCCAGAAGAAUAUCCAAUGGCAGCUCCUAAAGUACGUUUCAUGACCAAAAUUUAUCAUCCUAAUGUAGACAAGCUGGGAAGAAUAUGUUUAGAUAUUUUGAAAGAUAAAUGGUCCCCAGCUUUGCAGAUUCGUACAGUCCUGCUAUCAAUCCAGGCUUUGUUAAGUGCGCCCAAUCCAGAUGAUCCACUAGCAAAUGAUGUAGCUGAGCAAUGGAAGACCAAUGAAGCCCAAGCCAUAGAAACAGCCAGAGCAUGGACUAGGCUAUAUGCCAUGAAUAAUAUUUAAAUGCGCUUUGAACAUCAAGUGUGCAUCACUUCUCCUGUUCUGCCAAGACCUCUUCCUUUUUUGUUUGCAUUUAAUGGACACAGUCUUAGAAACAUUACAGAAUAAAAGCCCAGACAUCUUCAGUCCUUUGGUGAUUAAAUGCACAUUAGCAAAUCUGUGUCUUGUCCUAAUUCACUAUUGUACCGCAUGAGCAGAGGCUAGAAGUAUCAUCCGGAUUGUUGUGAAAUUGUUUGAAAGCAGCAGCACAUCUCUGCUUUUAAUCAUUUUUCCCAUCAUGGUUUAAGUAUAAGCACUGUGAAUGAAGGUAGGCAGGGUUAGCUGCAGGGCUUUUCGUUUCAAUUUUGUGGGCUCCUCCUCCCUUUUUAUGGUGAUGCUAAUUGCAUUGGUAAAAGCAGCUAACCAGUUAUACUCUAGAAUAUACCCUCUAGCCCAGUCUAACUUAGACGCUGUAGAUGGACAAGCUUCAUUGUUUAAACAAAAAAAAAUGGGAACAUUAAACAUCCAUCACCUUCACUAAUAAUAUUGUGAUUCUGCUGUCCAGUGUAGAAAAAUCCCUCCAAGAAAAAGCUUGUGACCAUUUUGUAUGGCUUGUCUGGAAAAUCUCCUGUAAAUCUUAUGUUUUAGUAAAAUAUUUUUUGUUAUUCUACUUGGCCUUUGUACAGUUUAUUUUGCUGUGUUUUCAUUUCUCUAAUGUGACAAUCGUAUUUAAGAAGAGAUUGAAACCAGAACUGACAAUUUGUCUUCACCAGUCUGACAGAUUAAACAGAGAAGAAAGAGAAUUCAGAUUUUUUUCUUUUUGCUUCUGUUUGCUGACUGAUUUUUAUUAGCUUGUGUUAUGUGGCUGACCUUACCUGGCCAGUUUAAUAUGAAAUUGAAUUUGGAGUGACUUUUAGAAACAAGUCUCUGAUGUAACCGUUGUAACCAUAAUUACAGUGAUGUGUUGAUAUGCAUUUUCAUGGAAAUAACCAUAAUCAAGCAGGAGGUUGAGAGCAGAUGACAGCACUAAUUGUGAGUAUCUGCAUAACUUCUCUAUGCUGGUUGUCAUCAGAUGUUAGGCUACACAGUUUUCUAAUUUCUUUAAUUUCUGCCCUCUAUGAACAUGUAAUAGCAGUGUGUAGAACCACGUUACGGCCAGCUUGUGUAGCGACUGAUGUUUGCUUAACCACUUCCAGCUAGCGCCUCAUACCACUGGUUUUCUCUACAAGCCUUAUUAAGCUACUUGCUUGAGCAACCAGUCUGCUUAAAUAGUAGCAAAGCUUCCCUAUUGGAGGGAAGGAAGGUGAUGAAAAACUUCCUUCUCAUUCUUGUUUUUGGUGUAUGCAUCUUGUCUGGGAGUCCAGCAUCUUUCUUGGACUUCAUCCAUCUUACUGCUUCCCUUAAUUUCUUGAAUCCAUAUUCUCUUCCUUUCCCCAAACCUUCCCCCUCACAAUAAAAAAAAAAGGGGGGGGGGGGGGGAAAUGCUUAAGAGCUUUUGGCAAGGCCAACCCAAAGUGUAUAAAUGACAGCUUGUAGUGGUUGCAUAUGGAGUGUUUUGUCAUGCGAUUCAGGGGUACGGUUAUGUAGUCUGUUGGUAUUCUCCCUCUUUCACCUCUUCUUGCUCCAGUGUCAUCUGAAAUUUCUAUAGAAUGUGGUGUAUUUAUUGUGCUCUUCUGUAAGAUGAAGAAUAUCUAUUAAAACUACGUUUUCCAACA
This is a messenger RNA of Strigops habroptila (Kakapo), 2243 nucleotides long. RefSeq names its product ubiquitin conjugating enzyme E2 N (gene UBE2N). Bases 94 to 552 code for a protein of 152 amino acids. The record is from RefSeq and is a predicted model, not a curated record. The transcript has 4 exons. NCBI's taxonomy places the organism in Eukaryota, Metazoa, Chordata, Aves, Psittaciformes, Psittacidae.